AUGAAGAAGUUUAAGGAAGCAUUUAGCUUAGUAGGAAAUGAUGCAACGGUGUUAGGUGGUAAGUUCCUGCAUUUACGUUGUUGUGCUCACAUUAUUAAUUUAAUUGCGAAAGGUGGUUUACAUGACCUUAAGGAUAAUGUGGAGGCUAUUCGGAAUGGUGUUCAAUAUGUUAGAGCUUCUAGUAAAAGGCUUGAAGCGUUUGAGCAGAAAGUUGAGUCAGGAAAGAUGACAAGAGGGAGUUUAUCAUUGGACUGCAAAACAAGAUGGAACUCCACUUAUCUGAUGUUAACAAGAGCAUUGAAGUUCAGAUUGGCUUUUGAUAGAAUGAAGGCUGAAGAUAAGCUGUAUAAUGAUUAUUUCUGUGAAACCGUUGAAGGGAAAAAGAGGAUUGGACCGCCAAGUGAAGAUAAUUGGGAUGAAAUUGAAAGGUUAGUAAGGUUUUUAGUUAUCUUCUAUAACUCUACCUUGGUAGUUUCAGCAUCAUCGACUGUUAGCUCCUAUAACUGUUACAAUGAAAUUGUAACAAUAGAGAGGAAUCUAUUGCCAUUGAGCACUAAUUCUGAUCUGAAGCUUAGCUUAAAGGCAGAGGCUAUGAGAGAUAAGUUCAAUAAGUACUGGGAUGGAUCAAAGAAGCUAAAUAAGAUGCUGAUCAUAGCUAGUGUCUUUGAUCCGAGGAACAAAAUGAAGUUUGCGAAUCUUUGUUUUGAUAUACUCUAUGGUAAAGACAGUGCAAAAUCUAAGGAGCUUACUAAAGCAGUUAAGGAGGUUCUAGAAAAUCUGUUUGACGAGUAUAAUGCAUCAUCUUCAUCUCAGUCGCAAACUGCAUCAUCAUCUCAGAGUGGACAGGAGUCUCAAGGCGAUCUGUAUCAGAAAAUGGAUUUUGAAAGUGAUAUCGAAUAUCAAAGGGUGGACACUAUGUACAACGAGUUGGUUAAUGAGAAUUGUUUUCAAGAUGCAAGUUCAGAGUUGGAGUUAUAUCUGAAGGAGAAAGUGGAAACUCCAAAGGCUAACCAGCUUGGGAUAAAGUUUGAUGUCUUGGGAUGGUGGAGGAUCAACAGUCCUAAGUAUCCUAUUCUAGCCUCAAUAGCAAAGGAUGUACUUGCUAUGCAAGUGUCUUCUGUUGCAUCUAAAUCAGCUUUUAGCAAUAGUAAUAGGAUUUUAGACCCAUUUAGGAGUUGCUUGACACACUACAUGAUUGCGCAAAUGCUUGCUGAGAUUGAGUUGCAGGAUAGUCUUGAGAAAGAGUUUGAGUCGCUAUGCAAGCUGUGA
Messenger RNA from Camelina sativa (false flax), 1269 nucleotides. The record is from RefSeq and is a predicted model, not a curated record. Lineage: Eukaryota; Viridiplantae; Streptophyta; Magnoliopsida; Brassicales; Brassicaceae.